This is a messenger RNA of Cladophialophora psammophila CBS 110553, 1020 nucleotides long. Its product is annotated as ribonuclease H2 subunit A. Bases 1 to 1020 code for a protein of 339 amino acids. The transcript has a single exon. The record is from RefSeq and is a predicted model, not a curated record. Gene Ontology annotation, cellular component: ribonuclease H2 complex. NCBI's taxonomy places the organism in Eukaryota, Fungi, Ascomycota, Eurotiomycetes, Chaetothyriales, Herpotrichiellaceae. Gene Ontology annotation, molecular function: RNA binding; RNA-DNA hybrid ribonuclease activity. Gene Ontology annotation, biological process: DNA replication, removal of RNA primer; mismatch repair.
AUGGAGGAUGAGGACAUCGCGGCCUCUACAGUUUUCACGCCACCGUCGGUACAGGAUAACCAUGAAUCUCUCCUCUCCGGGAGAUCCUAUGCGCACUACAGCGACGUGCCCGAGGCAAUCACCAUCAGAACAGCCUCUUCGUCUGCAUCUGGGACGCCGUGCGUCCUAGGGGUCGACGAGGCUGGACGCGGCCCUGUCAUCGGCCCUAUGGUUUAUGGAGUAUUCUAUCUUCCAGUUGAAAUCCAACAGUCUCUGCUCACUGAAUCAUAUCAUUUCGACGACUCCAAAGUGCUCACACCAGCGGUGCGAGCAAGUCUCAUGAAAGCAGUUUGCACUGCCGGUACGGAUCUCUUCAAGCUGUCAGGUUGGGCCGUCAAAUCACUCAGCGCCCGUGAUAUCGGCGCCGGUAUGAUGAAGAAUGGCGGCUCGUACAAUCUUAAUGCCCAGGCCAUGGAUGCCACGGUCGAGUUAAUCCGAGGAGUUCUACAGCAGGGCGUCAACGUGACAGAGAUCUACGUCGAUACCAUUGGCAAACCCGCGGUCUAUCAGAAAAAGCUCGAGCUGAUCUUCCCGACCAUCAAGAUCACCGUCGAAAAGAAGGCCGACAGUCUCUUCCCUUGCGUGAGCGCGGCAAGUGUCGUAGCCAAGGUUACUCGGGAUGUCAGUUGCGAGGCCCUUCUAGAGGCAUAUACUCAACAGCAGCCAAUUUCGGUCGAGGAUGCAUUGGCAACGUGGGGCUCUGGGUAUCCCUCUGAUGCAAGGUGUGUUGGCUGGCUCAAGUCUGCUAUUGACCCUGUUUGGGGUUUUGGAAACGAAUGCCGAUUCAGCUGGGGAACCGUCAAAGAUAUUCUCGAACAAAGAGGUGGCCCAGCAACCAAGACCGAGUGGCCCGACCAAGGCGAAGACGAGAACGUGAAACUCUCGCUUUACUUUAGUGCCAAUGGGACGUCAGAGUCUAAGACUGAGACAGACGAAUUGCGGACAUGGUUUGGAACGAGUGUUGGUCAGGAAGCAUUUUGA